Molecule: messenger RNA, 3186 nt
Organism: Astyanax mexicanus (Mexican tetra)
Lineage: Eukaryota; Metazoa; Chordata; Actinopteri; Characiformes; Acestrorhamphidae
Gene: rrh
Product: retinal pigment epithelium-derived rhodopsin homolog
Exons: 7
Coding region: 151-1173 (340 amino acids)
Biological process (GO): visual perception; G protein-coupled receptor signaling pathway
Cellular component (GO): photoreceptor outer segment; membrane
Molecular function (GO): G protein-coupled receptor activity
Source: RefSeq, a predicted model, not a curated record
UAUACACAGAGUUUCCUAAACUCUCUCUUUUUGCAAGUGCAGGAGGAAGGGCUGUGCACGGGAUAGGCUGCUCUAUGCCGCUGUGUGCUGUGUGUUUUAGGCCGGACUCUAGUGAAUGUCAGAGGGACACAGAGCUUGUUUUGUGUGGAUAUGUGUGAGAAAGAAAUGGGGCAUGAAAUGCUAAACUCAUCGUCCGAGGCUGUUAACUAUGGUGGAAAAAGUGCCUUCUCGCAAACGGAGCACAACAUCGUCGCUGGAUACCUCAUUACUGCAUGUGUGAUCAGUUUGUCCAGUAACAUUGUUGUGCUCAUAAUGUUCGUAAAGUUCAAAGAAUUGCGUAAUGCCACAAACGCUAUCAUCAUUAACCUGGCCUUUACUGAUGUUGGAGUGGCGGGCAUCGGUUACCCUAUGUCUGCUGCCUCUGACCUGUAUGGCAGCUGGAAAUUCGGUCACACUGGUUGCCAGAUCUAUGCUGCACUGAAUAUAUUCUUUGGGAUGGCCAGUAUAGGCCUGCUGACAGUGGUUGCUAUUGACAGAUACAUCAGCAUCUGCAGACCUGAUAUAGGGCAGAAAAUGACCACAUGCUCAUAUACAAUCUUAAUUGUGGCUGCAUGGCUGAACGCAGUGUUUUGGUCGUCCAUGCCGAUCGUGGGCUGGGCUGGGUACGCACCUGAUCCAACCGGAGCUACCUGCACCAUCAACUGGAGGAACAACGAUGCGUCCUUUAUCUCCUACACCAUGGCAGUCAUUUUUGUUAACUUUAUUGUGCCACUGUCUGUGAUGUUCUACUGCUACUACAAUGUUUCAGUCACCAUUAAAAGGUACAAGGCCAGCAACUGUCUGGAGAGCAUCAACAUAGACUGGUCAGACCAGAUGGAUGUAACUAAGAUGUCUGUUGUAAUGAUCGUGAUGUUCUUGGUGGCCUGGUCUCCUUACUCCAUAGUGUGUCUUUGGGCAUCGUUUAGCGAUCCCAAAAUGAUUCCUGCACCAAUGGCCAUCAUCGCCCCUCUCUUCGCAAAGUCAUCCACUUUCUACAAUCCCUGCAUCUACGUUAUCGCCAACAAGAAAUUCAGAAGAGCCAUCAUAGGAAUGCUACGAUGCCAGACCCGUCAGCGAAUCACCAUCAGCAACCAGGUUCCCAUGACGGCUUCUCAGCUGCCUCUCAACCAAUAGAUGAUGACCUCUGAAGCUCUCUGCUCAGCGCUGGACGCUGUUCCCCAUCUUCCUUCUUCACCACAAUGUUGCCAUAGUUUUCCCACUUAAAUAUUAAACAGUCCAACAUUUUAGUUGUUUUCUAUCAAAUUAAUAACACCUAGGCAAGUUAAGCUUAAUUUCUUAGAGAACCAAUAUAUAUUAUAUUUUUAGUACUAACUUAUAAAUUGAUCAGAAUCAGAUAUUCAGAUAUUAAAGAAACAAGGUUAGUUUAAGCAUUGGUUUAUCUUUACAACAGUGCUAUUUUCACAUCCAGGGUUGCCAGAUAUGGAACAGUAUGGGCCUUAUUUUAGCAAUAGGCGAACCAUCAACCAUGCAUUGUGCAUCUUGUGUCUUUGCUAUUGUAAAAACGGGAAAAGUAUGCUUUCUGUGGCUUAAAACGAGCAAAAAGCAUGUACUAAUUAUCUUAAUUAAUUAAUCAAUAAAUCAAUCAAUGAGUGUGUUUUUUUGGGCAUAACAUGCAAUAAACCAAUCAGCAUUUCACUUGCCCUUCUUUUUAAGAGCCAGGUAUGUUCUAACUUUGGUGUAUUGCUAUUUCAGUGGUGCAGCUACCUGGACAUGUCCAAUGCUUCUCAGCAGAGGACACUGACCUGCUCAUUCAUUCUGUUUAUUGUUGAUGUAAAAGUUUGUAUAGCCGCCAGCGCACUAUGGGUUUGUGCACUGCUGCGUGCCUAUGUCUGCGUGCCUGACAGAACUUAUUGCGUAUGUCUAGGCUUUUUUCAUUGGUGCACCUGUGUUUUCUGUGGUCAAGAUAGAAAUACGACAGAAAAAUUACCUGAAGACACCUAAUUUCCGACCGCCACGCCCAUCGGCGAAGAUAUAUUCACAAGCACAUGGUGUAAAAAUAGACGCUGUUGUUGAGUGUAAGAAAACAAUGAGGUAUGUCUAAUUCAUAAAUAUUUAUAGAUGUAGUAAUGAUUUUAGUUUAAGGAGAUUUAGAAAAACUGAAAGAACCAAAACAUUAAUAUCAGAACUGAUGAUCACUACUCUUAUUUUCCUCUAAAGUCACCACAUGGCUAAAAUAUACACUUACUUAUAAUAUAGUAAGUUUUCUUAUUACUGUUAUAAACUCUUUCAGAAGAAAGGCCGAAAUGAUCUCAGGAUUCCCUGACGGGUUUUUAAAAAACCUGUAACAGAAAAUGAGCUAGACGUAUGGGUGUACAGUUUAAAAAAUGUAUAAAUGCCACAAUACAAAUGGAUUUGAUUAUCUGCCUGUUAGAAGUAGAGUCAAAACUUAAAGGAGAACUCUGGUGUAAAAUGAACUUUUGUUGUAGUAAAACAUGAUAAAAGUACAGUUGUUGAAUAGCACACCUCCGUUCUCCCACAGCGUUCUGAGAUCCAGAAAACAGUUUGUCCACCCCUCAGACUGGGUGACACGGGGCACAAUUUGCCCCGAUAAAUCACUUUUUUCCACCAUUAUCCAUGCUCCAAGAUACUCCACACCUUGCUACAAUCUGGAGAGCCCUGACAUUUAAUAUGAGGCAUUAAUAACUUUAAAAGUGCACAAGAAGCUUAUUAAAACCUAUAACCUAUAAUGCUAGCUUUCAGCUCUGAGCACCGCCAUAUAAACAUAGACAUUUAUACAUAGAUUUCACAUAGCCUGCCUCCUAGCAUAGCAGCUGGCACCAAGAGGCAGGCUAUGUGGAAUCUAUGUCUAUAUGCCUAUGUCAUUUUCAGUACAGUUAUGGCGUCACACAGAUCUGAAGCUAGCAUUAUGGGAUGUAAACAGUGUUUUUAAAGAGCUUAUUGUGAACUUUUUAAGUUAUUAAUGGCUUGUUUUAAAUGUCAGGGCUCUCCAGUAAGUAGUUUUUAUCAUGUUUUACUACAUCAAAAGUCCAUUUUACACCGGAGUUCUAAUUUAAUGUAGCAGAGCUGAGUUCCAUGUCCAGAUGCACCAUGUCGGUUAUAAAUGUCACUAUUAAUUGUGUGAAGAGACCUUCUGGCAACUAAAAUAAACUACUGAAAUGGAAAGCA